AUAUAGUCAAAGCUCUUAGUGUUUUCAAUGAAACAUGCACAUUGGUGUGGUCCUUAGCGCCCCGACCCACACGGUGACGUCGAGUUACAGGACCGCUGCACUCCCGAAUCAGACGCGCUCUGUCACCUGCGCUUGCGGCUGGCGCCGACUCUAUCAAACUUUUCAAACUAGGUGGAAAGAUGGAGCGCAAGGACCUCGCCUUCGAUAUGUGGAGUGACCACUUUCGCCUAGCGGAUGUUUUAAAAGAAAUUAUAACCAGCCGGGAUGGAGCUUGCCAAACAGGUUUCCCUCAGGAGCCGAUCGCCGCUAAUCCACAGGGUGGACAAGGAGCGGCGGAGACGCCAGCUGAUGCGUCGCAGGGGACCUCACGGGAGGCGCAGGGGUCCGCCGCUGUGCAAUGCACCUCCAGUUCUCGAAGGCCGAGCCGAGUGCGACGCACGGUUUGCAGUUUUUGCAAACAAAAUGGAGAAAGCGUGCAGGUGUAUUCGUCCCACAUUCUGCGGGACUCGCAAGGCAAAGUGUGCUGCCCACUUCUCAGGAAAUACACCUGUCCGGUGUGCGGAGCUACGGGCGACAAAGCUCACACGAAGCGCUUCUGUCCGAAGAUCAGCGACACCUACGUGUGUUUGUACCUCAACAAGCCGUGAGUGACCCACCCGAGGAGGCGCAGAGUGAAACAAACGGGCGGAGGCACCGAUGCGCGAGGAGGACUUCACUGCAGCGUUUUAAACGGACAAGUGGACAGAAACGCGUUCGCCCGCCGAAGAGUUCCCAGUUUUAAAUGGUUUUACUUCGCCAGACAGUUUAUUAUUUUAAACGGAAAUGGCCCAGACGAAAACUUUCUUGUUUGUACUCCCGUUGCAGUUCACAACAAACAUUCCGCAGGGAUUCUAGAAAAUGUUCACGUGUUUGUUUAAAAAAAAAAACGGACGUUUCACGGGGUUUGAGACUUCGGGAUGACACUUUCGGUGUAAGAGGGGACAAUUCACGAGUUCACCUUCCAAGGUUUGGUUUGUUUGUUUGCUUGUUCGUUUUAAUUAAUUGUACAAAUGAUUCUUGUGUUUUAAUUUUUUUAUGAUGUUUUGCAUGACUUGGAUGAUUCACAAUAAUUUUAAUGUAAAUAUGUAAUGUAUAAA
Molecule: messenger RNA, 1136 nt
Organism: Erpetoichthys calabaricus (reedfish)
Lineage: Eukaryota; Metazoa; Chordata; Cladistia; Polypteriformes; Polypteridae
Product: nanos homolog 2-like
Exons: 1
Coding region: 180-647 (155 amino acids)
Biological process (GO): oogenesis; negative regulation of translation
Cellular component (GO): perinuclear region of cytoplasm
Molecular function (GO): mRNA binding; zinc ion binding
Source: RefSeq, a predicted model, not a curated record